Budorcas taxicolor (takin) is the source of this 819-nucleotide messenger RNA. It is a transcript of the gene ERP27, whose product is annotated as endoplasmic reticulum protein 27. Gene Ontology annotation, cellular component: endoplasmic reticulum. The transcript is spliced from 7 exons. NCBI's taxonomy places the organism in Eukaryota, Metazoa, Chordata, Mammalia, Artiodactyla, Bovidae. The coding region runs from base 1 to 819 and encodes 272 amino acids. The record is from RefSeq and is a predicted model, not a curated record. Gene Ontology annotation, biological process: protein folding; response to endoplasmic reticulum stress.
AUGGAAGCCGUGCCGUCCAGAUGCCUGUUUCUGUUAUUACUCUCCACAUGCAAACUGUCUCCGGAAGCUGCUGCAGAAGUUCAGGCACCAUCAGAUGGUCCCGGCACCCAGGAACCUGUGCGGCUCACAGAUGUCCAAGCUGCCAUGGAAUUCAUCGCUGCUGCUGAGGUGGCUGUCAUAGGCUUCUUCCAGGAUUUAGAAGUACCGGCAGUGUCCCUAAUCCACAGUGUGGUGCAAAAUUUCCAAGACGUGUCUUUUGGGAUCAGCACUGCCUCCGAGGUUCUGGCUCACUACAACAUCACUGGGAAUACCAUUUCCCUCUUCCGUCUGGUGGAUAACAAACAACUGGAUUUAAAGGGUGAAGACAUUGAAAGCAUGGAUGCCACCAAGUUAAGCCGUUUCAUUGAGAGUAACAACCUCCACUUGGUUACAGAGUACAACGCUAUAACUGCAAUUGGGCUAUUCAAUAGUAUGAUUCCAAUUCAUCUUCUACUGAUUAUGAACAAGGCCUCCUCAGAGUUUGAAGAAAACUUGCACAGAUUUCAGGAGGCAGCUAAGCUCUUCCAGGGGAGGAUUCUUUUUAUUCUGGUGGACAGUGGAGUGAAGCAAAAUGAAAAGGCGAUAUCAUUUUUCAAACUAAAGAUGUCUGAACUGCCUGCUUUAGCAAUUUACCAGACUCUGGAUGAUAAGUGGGAUACAUUACCUAUAACAGAAGUCUUAAUAGAGCAAGUGCAAAAUUUUUGUGAUGGAUUCCUGAAAGGGAAGGGAUUGAGAGAAAAUCAUGAAUCAGAAGAGAAGAUGUCAAAGGUGGAACUCUGA